This is a messenger RNA of Blastomyces gilchristii SLH14081, 1931 nucleotides long. Its product is annotated as indoleamine 2,3-dioxygenase. The transcript has 2 exons. Gene Ontology annotation, molecular function: indoleamine 2,3-dioxygenase activity; metal ion binding; heme binding. NCBI's taxonomy places the organism in Eukaryota, Fungi, Ascomycota, Eurotiomycetes, Onygenales, Ajellomycetaceae. The record is from RefSeq and is a predicted model, not a curated record. Bases 186 to 1643 code for a protein of 485 amino acids. Gene Ontology annotation, biological process: 'de novo' NAD+ biosynthetic process from L-tryptophan. Gene Ontology annotation, cellular component: cytoplasm.
ACGUAUAUAUAUAUAUAUAUAUAUAUAUAUCACAUAUAUUUAUUUAUUUGUAUAAUAUCUCUCGUUUUGCCUCUUCCUCUUCCUCUUCCGCAGGCAUCUGGCAUCGGCCAUCUAUCUCUUCUCCGUCCUACCCCUCGCCACCUUAACUAGUCCUACUCUCGACACAUCUCCUAGGAUUGUCAGAUAUGCUUGCGCCCCUCCCCUCACUCGAGGACUACGGCAUCUCCCCCGUCACAGGCUUCCUCCCAGAAGAAACCCCGCUGCAGAGGCUACCAGACCCUUACUAUGCAAAAUGGGAGUCCAUUGUCACCAACCUCCAGGCCUUGCUGCUCAGCCAUCGGUUGCGGCCUACCAUUGAUAACAUGCCAAUUCUCUCGACCGCGAAACUGAAAUCUGAACCGGAAUGGCGGAGAGCGUAUGUUUUGUUGGCGUUCAUGCUGCAUGCCUAUAUCUGGGGUGGUGAUUCUCCGGCUGAGAUAAUCCCCCAAUCCAUCUCAAUCCCCCUCCUCAAAAUCUCCGCACACCACGAACUUCCCCCCGUGGCCACAUACUCCAGCCUAUGCCUCUGGAACUACAAGCCCAUUUUCCCCGAAGAACCGGCCGACAACAUCGAAAACAUUACUUCGCUCUUCACCUUCACUGGCUCCCUGGACGAACAAUGGUUCUAUCUAGUCUCCAUCGCCAUGGAAUCCCACGGCGCCUCCACCAUCCCCCUAAUGCUCAACGCCAUCGCCGCUGCCCGCCAAAAUAACACACAGCUAGUCAUUGAAUGCCUACGGACAUUCGCCCAACGUAUCGACGAGAUCUCAGACAUCCUGCAGCGCAUGUACGAGAACUGCGACCCCCACGUCUUCUACCACCGCAUCCGCCCCUUCCUGGCCGGCAGUCGAAACAUGAGCGACGCAGGCCUCCCGGACGGCAUCAUCUACGAUGACGGCACCGGCUCCCAAACCCGCCACUACUACAGCGGCGGCUCCAACGCCCAAAGCUCCCUAAUCCAAUUCUUCGACAUAGUCCUCAACAUCGAGCACCGCCCUACGGGCGAAAUGCGGAACAAGAACCCCGAUCGGGAGGAGCUCGGCUCCUCCCCCCCAGGGUUGGACGAAGGCAGCAGCCAGGCCCCGCCCAACAAGCGCCACAACUUCAUCAUGGAGAUGCGCUCGUACAUGCCGGGCCCGCACAGACGCUUCCUCGAACACGUCGCCAGCGUCGCUAAUAUCCGCGACUACGUCCUGAAACACAGCGCCGACAGCGCCCUCUGCGCCGCCUACGAUUCCUGCCUGGCCGUCCUCCGCGCUAUGCGCGACAAACACAUCCAGAUGGUCUCGCGGUACAUCAUCAUCAAAGCGCGCGAGGCGCGCGUACACCACGACAGAUCUGCCAGUAGUCCGCGUGCGGCCCCUGGCGGCGCCGGAAAGGCCCGCGCGGUCAACUUGGCCCGUCCCGUGGCUGCGACUGGGGAUGGCGUGGUUGUUGCGCCGGCCUCGGGGAGUGGAGGCGGAAGCAAGAGCCUGCGGGGAACAGGCGGGACUGCGCUGAUUCCGUUCCUGAAGCAGGCGCGCGAUGAAACGGGCGAGCCGGCUGUGGGGUUGCUGGUGAAGGAGUUGGCGAAGCACGGGCCUGCAAGGGCGACUAGGAGGUAACCCAAAAUGAACCAGAUGGGCUUUUGCAGCAUAUAAAUAAAUAGAACUAAAGUCUGUUGAGACUUGCGGGGUCAAGAGCAACAGACGAGAAUGAGGAUGAAAGCUGAUGUUGGGGUCAUCGGCACCGUGCGUCACUGCUGGUGGGUGACAUUGGAUUGGAUUGGAUUUUUGAUGGUUGUAAAUGAUGAGCACUUUGUUUUUGUUUUGGAUGUUCUUCUUUUCCCCUUCCCCCCCCCCCUUUUUUUUUUUCUAAUAUAGACGUUACAUUUGUCUCAUGUCCAUGUACGC